AUGUAUACAAGAAUAAAAUAUAUAGUCCAAAAGAUAAGGCUCCAAUCAGUAAGAUUCAAUAGCAAUUUAUCAUCACAAAAUGAAGUUACUGGAUUAUUUCAAUACACGAAACUAACCCAUAAAACAUACCUAAAGGUCCGUGGUCCAGACACAAUCCCAUUUCUUAAUGGCAUGGUGACAACCAAACUGCAACCAUAUUUUAUAAAAAAAAAUCUAAUGACAAUAAACGACCACGAUAAAUCACAACUUAAGGGGUCAAGUAUUAUCGAUUUUCCUACUGAUAAAUCCAAUUGGGGGUUAUAUCAAGAGUGUGGCCCAUAUGGGGAACAUAUUAUUAGAUUUGGACAGUACACAGGGCUAUUAAACGGGAAGGGUAAAUUAAUAACAGAUUCUAUACUUUAUUGUACACCUAUUAUUGCAAAUGGAUUGAAUAUGAAAUAUCCUGAGUAUUUACUCGAAUUUGAUAAGGAGAUUAUGUCAUACAUGUCCAAAUUAUUUGAGUCACAUAAAUUAGGGAGUAGGGUCAAGCUUGAACAUGUUGGUGAUAUAAAUUGUUGGGAUAUAAUAAUCCGAUUCCAAAAUAUUCCAAAAGAGGUAGAGAAUCCAUGGAUAGAUAAUUUAUUGGAUCCAAUGAGUCAAAUGAAAACACCUGAAGAUGCACAGCUGUUUAGUAAGAAUGUUAUAAACACACUAUUUAAAACAAAUAAUGAUAUAUUAGGCGGAUAUAUAGAUAGAAGGUAUGAGCAGAUACUAUAUAAAGAUGGUAGCGCAUCUGCCCAUUUCCGUUUUGUGGCAAAGGAUACUGUCUCAGAUAUCGGAACUAUUUUUAAUAUAUCAAUGAUGCCCUUCCCCAUCGAGGUUAAGAAACAUGAAGAUAACAGUCCAUAUUUCAGGAGAGAAAGAUUAAAAUAUGGGUUUUUAGAUGGCGUCAAAGAUAUCAAAUCAACCACUUUGUUACCAUUAGAAUGCAACUUUGACUAUCUACCUAACUCAAUCAGUAACAAUAAAGGUUGCUACAUGGGUCAAGAAUUAACUGCAAGAACCCUAUCCACUGGCAUUUUAAGGAAAAGAAUUGUAAGUGUUGUGUUCAAUAAUCCAACUCCAUUAAAUGAAUUGUUAAAUUCAUAUGACGCUAGCUCAUCUAGAGAAUUGGUUGAUGUGGAAUUGGAUGAAAAGUAUUAUCAUCAUAACAAUAAUAAUAAUAAUAAUAAUAAUAAUAAUACCGCUCACAAUACGAACAUAGUGUCAAACCCCUUCAAUGAAAGUAAUUCCACAGUUACAAAGAAGAGAAGAAGACCUAUCGGAACUUUGAUUGCAUUUGAAGGUGAUGUUGGCAUUGUAUUGUUACGUACAGAAUAUUUCCCAUUAGCCUUUGAUGAAUAUUCUGGUGUUGAAGACAUGUUCUACCUGACGACGCCUAGCGGUAAACGUGUAAAUAUGAAGAUAAAAACUCCCUACUGGUAUGACACAUGGUUCACCAAUCAAAGACACAAAUAA
This is a messenger RNA of Arxiozyma heterogenica, 1497 nucleotides long. It is a transcript of the gene IBA57, whose product is annotated as Iba57p. Gene Ontology annotation, cellular component: mitochondrial matrix. NCBI's taxonomy places the organism in Eukaryota, Fungi, Ascomycota, Saccharomycetes, Saccharomycetales, Saccharomycetaceae. The coding region runs from base 1 to 1497 and encodes 498 amino acids. The transcript has a single exon. The record is from RefSeq and is a predicted model, not a curated record. Gene Ontology annotation, biological process: iron-sulfur cluster assembly.